UGCCGAUCAUUUAUUUGUAUAAUUCAGUAUGUAUGAUAAAAAUCGAGACGUUGUGCAAACAUUGUGCCAAAAAUUUCUCCGUAAAACAGUAUUCAGUCACGGUGAUUACCGUGCGAUUGGAUGAAUUCAUUCAAGUCGCAACACCUUUAGCGCAAUGUCGCACUAUAAACUAAUAUCUAUUUUAUUAAUUUCGACAUAUUUUCGUACGUCAUCAGCGAGAUGUUCUCAGAACUUCAGGUUAGACGUAUGUGCACAACAAUGUCCUACUGCCUAUGAAAACAAACUUUAUUUUACCUGCUGCAAUGUACUAGAGAAAUACGGUGAGUGUCCAUCAAGUGAGACCCCAACUUAUGAUCACACGUUCGAUUUGACCGAAUUGGAAUGUUGUUCGGACUUGGACUGCCCCGACUCGUACAAAUGCUGCAAAGAGGCGGACUAUGAAAAACCCUACUACUCGUUGUGUAAACCACCGAUAUUUACCUACGCAAGUGAAGAUGAAAAACAAUCGUUUGAUGAGCCCGUACAUUCUGGUGAAGGCGAUACUCUCACCGAAGAUGAUACUGAAAUUGAUUUUGUAUCAUCUUAUCGGGAUGAUUCGGGAUCAGGGUCAGGAUCAGGUAGUGGAAGUAAAGAAUAUUCACAUGAAUUCGGCAGUCAAGACAUGACUCACUAUGAUGAGGAAAUAAAGAAAGAAUAUGGGUUUGACGGGUCCCAAAACUGGAAGCCAGGAAGUGGCAGCGGGAAAGAAAUUGACGGAUCGGGUAGUGGUGAUAAUUCCAACGAAAACGUCGAAUCAUUAUCGAAUGACAAGGAGCCCAUUGAUUAUGCUACCGAUGACUUCAGUUUUGCAUGAUUUGAAGACACCGUAGUAACAUAGUAAAUAUUGAGUAACUUGUGAAAUAAUAAACAUGAACUUUGUCCUUGUGUA
This is a messenger RNA of Dalotia coriaria, 928 nucleotides long. RefSeq lists its product as uncharacterized. Gene Ontology annotation, cellular component: extracellular region. Gene Ontology annotation, molecular function: peptidase inhibitor activity. Lineage: Eukaryota; Metazoa; Arthropoda; Insecta; Coleoptera; Staphylinidae. The record is from RefSeq and is a predicted model, not a curated record. The transcript has 2 exons. Bases 155 to 853 code for a protein of 232 amino acids.